Mercenaria mercenaria is the source of this 2140-nucleotide messenger RNA. Its product is annotated as cholinesterase 1-like. NCBI's taxonomy places the organism in Eukaryota, Metazoa, Mollusca, Bivalvia, Venerida, Veneridae. Bases 51 to 1811 code for a protein of 586 amino acids. The record is from RefSeq and is a predicted model, not a curated record. The transcript has 2 exons.
AUAUUGUAGUUUUCCCAUAUUUUGCCUUCUUUCGAGCCGUCAUUCUAAAAAUGAUAUCUGUGAGUGUCGUUCUGCUCUUAUUUGUGCAGUUUGCAAGUACAUUUCUUGUACCGGAUGGAUUACAAAUCGUUCAUACACAAUAUGGGGAAAUACAUGGCCAACUUUCUAGUGCCACAUUCGAUGGGAUGCAAUACCAAGUGAAAACGUUUCUAGGUAUUCCAUACGCCGAGCCGCCAAUCGGUAAUUUCCGGUUUCGUAAACCCGUACCAAAACUAAAUUUUCCUACGCCAUUCAAAGCAUCCGCCUACGGACCAAUUUGCCCGCAGGAUGCUUUGGAUAAAAGUGUGCCCCAGUCUGAAGAUUGUCUGUUUCUGAAUGUAUUUGUUCCAACUAGGCAUGGGGCGGGUGUGCUCCCGAAACCGGUGAUGAUAUGGAUUCAUGGUGGCGGAUUUUACGCUGGGUCUGCUAACAGAUUCAAAGCGGAAGUGCUUAGCGCAUUUAGCGAUGUUGUUGUGGUGACCAUAAAUUAUCGCCUUGGACCGCUUGGAUUCUUUACCACAAAGGACAAUGAAGCGCUCGGAAACUAUGGAAUGUGGGACCAACACUUAGCUUUCCAGUGGGUUAAAGGCAACAUAGCGUCUUUUGGCGGUGACGUCGAGAAUAUAACAAUAUUUGGAGAAUCUGCCGGCGGAGCUAGUGUCGUGUUUCAGACGUUGUAUCCCGGAAAUCGUGAUGUCUUCCAACGAGCUAUAUCCGAAAGUGGAACAGCAGCGGGUCCGUCUGUUUCUCACGGUAACACUGUCUAUAAAAAGUCAAUAGAGUUUGCAGCUUCCGUUGGCUGCAGUGGCCCUAAUCAUUCAACAGUCGUCUCAUGUAUGAGACAUAAAUCUAGCGAUGAGAUCAAGAAAGCCGUACAAGUGUUCAUGCCCAAAAACUAUGAUGAAGUGCAUCCAAACUGGGUUCCUGUAUAUGACAAUGACUUUGUAGUGAGCGAGACACAGAACAUUUUGAGGGAGGCGUCGAAAAGUUCACCCGCAUUUUCCUCCUAUCAUAACAUCGGUCUAUUAAUAGGUAUGAAUAAUUAUGAUGGGGCAUUGUUUUUGCCUUUCUGGAUGUCUCAGUUUAAUAUAACGUCUCCUAAAGAUUAUAGAGUUUCACAAGCUCAGUUUAAGUAUGUGUUCAUGCCAAGACUCGCGGAGUUGAUUCUUAAGGAGACAGCUACGAAUUUAGUGCGGGAUGCAAUUAUCCAGGAAUACACAGACUGGGACCAUCCGGAUGACGACACUGUAAGGCUCGAGCGUCUGGUUACAAUGGCCACUGACUGCAGUUAUUAUGCUCCUACAGUUCUUACUGCCAACUCCCAUGCAAAUGACAUGUCUAAUACGUAUGUGUAUAGAUUUCACGCAGCGCCACCUACGAGACUUUUACCAUUGCCGCCAUCUUUAGAUUUGGCGGGGAAUUCUAAUCAUGCAGACGACAUAUUCUUCCUGUUUGGCUUCAAUGAUCUAUAUACUGACUUAUUUUACCCGAAUCCUGCGAAGGCACCGAAGCCGUCAUCGGAUCAAAUAAAACUGUCGAAAGCGUUAAUGACCAUGUGGUCGAACUUCGCUAAGUCUGGAAAUCCAAACAAACCAAUGAAUGUGAAGUCACUUUAUGAUGUUGAAUGGCAGCCGUACGACGUAAAACAUCAGAAUUACCUUGACAUUUCAUUUAACAUGAACCCACAGUCAAUGAAAACAAGGCUGGCGUCACGUGCGGACCAUUUCUGGAACACUGUUCUCCCAGCCAUGCAAAAAGCGUCUAAACAUUGACCUCAUGUAUACGUACAUAUUCUUUGCUGUUGAUAUGUUACUGCACAUCGUUAUCUCAAUCUUCAAAAGUCUGUAGCGCACUCUUCUAAACUGCGCGCUUUUUUUUUUUUUUUUUUUUUUUUUUUUUUUUCAUUUUUAUGUUUGAUUCUCAGCUAUACUUUCUAUCUCAUUUAUAAUUAAUCAAACGAGUAGAAUAAAGGCAUUAAAGUUAAGUGUCUGCUGCUUGCAUUGGUGGAAGAUUAAGUCCCUGACAAAGUGAAUUAAUUUGUAAAAUCCAGCCAAUAACGCGAGACAAUGCGAAUUCUUUUUAGCUCGGCUAUAUGCGUGGU